UUUCACAAGAUGUUUGGUGACAGCAAUUUUCUUUUCUCUCUUUUCUGCAUUUUUGUGAUUGUGAAUGGAAUGUCUCACGUGAUGACAGUGUUGCAGUUGCGUUGAGGUGGAGAAGAAUGAACAACGCGAUUGAGGAUGGCUCGAACUUCCCUGAGGACAAAGGAGAGCAUAUCAACACAGCCCGACCUUCACAGGAUGGAGAGAGCUUCCAUGAGGAUCAUAGCGAGCAGAGGUCGCAGAAGCCAGUAGACGAGAACUUCGAGGAGAGCGAAGAAGAGCUGCGAGACUUUGUUGAAGUGUGUAUAGAGGCGUUCAACGAAGUGGAUGUAGACGCGACUGAGCUGAUCGGAACGGAGCAGCUAGGAGUAGUUCUGGCAGAGCUCCUGGACCAGGAGGUGAUCGCGCCGUACAACGACGAGGACCUUGCGAUCCUCGCGUGCGACAUGGACUUGGAGGGCAACGGUUUCAUCCCGCGCCGCGAGUUUCUGGACGUGCUCCUGCGAUGGGCGAAGGGAUACAAGAUGAUGGCGGACAAGCACGGCAAGCUCUCCUUCACGUUCCUCGGCCCCCCUCCCGUUGACUUCACCGCCAACGAGCUCGAGGAGGCGUUCAGCCUCUUCGACGUGAAGCGCACAGGAGAAGUCGAGGCCAGCCACAUCCGGUCCGUCUUGAAGGCCGUGGACGACGUGGACGUGACGUCGCUGGAAGCUCGGAAGAUGAUCGAGGCGGCGGCUGGCGACGCGAUGAAGGAGAGCAUCUCCUUUGAGCAGUUCAAGUCGAUCCUCUACUGGCGGCCGACGGAAGUGCACGACGUGAUCUACGACGACCCUGGCUCGAGGCGAUCUUGACGGGGGUGCCUGCUGGGAGAGGAGGAGGAGAGUUUUUGACGAGGAGGAGGAGGUAGACUAUUGUAAUGUUACAAGAUGAUGUGAGGGUUGAAUGUU
Messenger RNA from Guillardia theta CCMP2712, 944 nucleotides. RefSeq lists its product as hypothetical. The coding region runs from base 117 to 848 and encodes 243 amino acids. The record is from RefSeq and is a predicted model, not a curated record. Lineage: Eukaryota; Cryptophyceae; Pyrenomonadales; Geminigeraceae. The transcript is spliced from 2 exons. Gene Ontology annotation, molecular function: calcium ion binding.